AUGGUGAAGGUGGAGGUGGUGGAGGGAGAAGGGAGAAGGGAGCUGGAAGAUGCAAGAGUUCCCUAUCUCUCUCGAUUGCUCACAAAAGUUGGACUCUCUCACCACCCAGCAUUCCAAGUUUUCCCAUUUUCCUUUUCGAUUAGGUUCGUGUGCUUUGAAAUUCUUGAAAAAGUUGGGGGAAAUUCUGGGCUGAGCUUGCUGAUUAGAGCGUAUUUGAGUCGGAGCAUUCGCGGGAUCCGUAUAGGAAAAGUAUGGUGGAAUGGUUUGGCUCAAAGCUGGGGGUGGCUUCUUGUGAAUUGCUUACCACAGCUCACGAUUUCCGGAGUAUUUGGGGUGGAGGUCGUGGCCUGUUUACGCUGGUGCUUGAAGUACCACAUCUCUUGGGAUAAAACUAGUGGUCUGCAGAUGCAUUCAAUACCAAAAUUUGGUUCCCUUCCCUGCGUUCAUGAUGCUGGUGUUGUUGUUCGAGACCCAUUCCUUGGCAUUACAAUCAAAAUGCUAUCACAUCAAGCUAUUCUUUUGCUUGGUGGGAUUAAAGAAAGAUGGGAGAAGGAAAUUGCUUGGAUGGCUCUUCAAGGUAUCAACUCACCACUAGUUCAAGUCUCUGCGCAAUAUGUUGCUGGAAAGUGGAAAGGAUUGAGCAUAUGGUGAACACGAACAACAAUAUGCAAGUUGAAGUCUCGAAACAGAAAAAGUGAGACAGACAUUAAAUGUGGUUGUACUGAGUAACACUAUUGUAUAGUGACCAUUGCUAAAACAUGUUGGUUUCUACUUGAUUGGUGCUUUUUUUUUUAUGAGGGAUUGCUCCUAAGACAUAUGGGUUGAUGCAUGUCAAUUGUACUAAAGAUUGUGGCUUUUAUUUUUCAAACUAAUAUGUUGAUGUAUGUUAAACACUUAUGUUGUUGCACAUCGAUUAAUGCAUAAAUGUGAUUUUUCGAGCA
Molecule: messenger RNA, 941 nt
Organism: Eucalyptus grandis
Lineage: Eukaryota; Viridiplantae; Streptophyta; Magnoliopsida; Myrtales; Myrtaceae
Exons: 4
Coding region: 1-651 (216 amino acids)
Source: RefSeq, a predicted model, not a curated record